Laccaria bicolor S238N-H82 is the source of this 428-nucleotide messenger RNA. RefSeq lists its product as uncharacterized. Gene Ontology annotation, molecular function: box H/ACA snoRNA binding; telomerase RNA binding. The transcript is spliced from 3 exons. Gene Ontology annotation, biological process: ribosome biogenesis; positive regulation of telomerase RNA localization to Cajal body; rRNA pseudouridine synthesis. Bases 1 to 195 code for a protein of 64 amino acids. NCBI's taxonomy places the organism in Eukaryota, Fungi, Basidiomycota, Agaricomycetes, Agaricales, Hydnangiaceae. The record is from RefSeq and is a predicted model, not a curated record. Gene Ontology annotation, cellular component: box H/ACA snoRNP complex; box H/ACA telomerase RNP complex.
AUGCAUUUGAUGUACACAUUAGACGAUGAGGGUAACAGGAUAUACACGUUGAAGAAAACCACAGACGCAGGAAAGAUCACCAAAUCCGCUCAUCCUGCACGAUUCUCGCCCGACGACAAGUUCUCUCGUCAUAGAGUCACAAUCAAAAAGCGCUAUAAUGUGCUAUUGACCCAACUGCCUUCGAAACCCAUGUGAGGGCAGUCAACAACCACCCCUUUUGGGGGAGAUAUCGAUGUUGGAUCCCCGGUGUGGCUGUACCUAGAGAGAGGCAUGCCGCCCCACCGCACGGCUUAUGAGGUUGGGCUUGUACGGCGGGGAAGGUUGCAAACCAUAGUCGGGACCCUUGUGUGUUCCUACCUUAUUUUCACGUCAUUGUACUAUCAUCACGGUUUAUUGAACGCAGUUGAUUCGAUGUCAAGGAAGAAAGU